AUGGCACCUACCAUGUCUGAACCUUCGCUCAUAGUCUUCGGGCCUCAGACAGAGCUCUCGUCUCGAGAUUCCAUCGACCAAUUGAGGCAGGAGCUUAACCAGAAUCCUCAACUAUCCUAUGUGUUUAAUGCCGCGAAGCACGGAGCCGAAUUGUGGAGACCCCUUGCCAACUUCGACCCCACCCUAAACCAUAUUCCAGGGGCCAAGCUGCUCGCUGAGCUCCAGGAGUGGGUUGUAGGAGACGGCCCUUUGCCCAGUUACAACUUCAACACAUUUCGUCUUCCGGUUACCGUUCUUCUCGAGAUCGCUCAGUAUUUCCGCUACUUGAAGCAUCUGAAUGUGGUCAGCCCUCAUCGCGUCCUCCUCGAGGGCGUUCAAACCGGUGGUAUCCUGGGAUUCUGUGUUGGAUUCCUCAGCGCAAUUGCAGUGGCUACCUCCGAGACCGAAGCUGAAAUUGCCUUCACAGCUGCCUCAGUCUUUCAUCUAGCUGUCAUUAUCGGUGCCUAUGUCGACAAUAACCAAUUUGGUACCCAAGGGACAAAGGUAGGCUGUAUUGCCGUUCGCUGGAAGGGAGAUGAAGUUCAUGAACAAGAUAUCUCUAAUAUUGUCAGCACUUUUCCAAAGGCGUAUACAUCAUGCACCAUCGAGGCCAAGUCCAUUACUGUCACUGCCAGUCUUUCUGAUAUACCCAGCCUGACUGAACAGCUGCGAGCACAUAGCUCCCAUGUGACCACUGUCAAUGUACAAGGAGCCUUUCACUCGGACAUCCAUACCGCUGCUGCGGAAAAGAUCAAGAAUUUUGCCGUGAACCAUCCAGAUCUGCAGUUGCCCAGUGUUGACAAGCUGCAAGCUCCACUCCGUUCUACCGUGGACGGUGAAAUCAUCACCAGCGGAUCCCUCCUCCAACACGCCCUCGAGAAUACUUUGCUGAAGCCGGCUGCGUGGUUCAAAACGGUGCAGGGAGCAGUUGCUCAGCUGGAAGAGGGUCACAAGACAGUUGCGUUUGCAGGAUUCGGGAGUCAUAUUCCGGCUUCGCUUGUCAGCGGUGCGGGUCUGUAUAUCUUGGAUCUAAAUAAGUCGACUGUGUCAAAUCUCAACGGAUUUCAUAAUGGGACAAGGAUAAACGGGACAACCAAGCCAGGAACCAGAGUUUCAGAUGCGCAAGACUCGGUGCCCUCUGAAUAUCCUCCCAAUUCCAUUGCUAUUGUCGGUAUGUCUGGCAGAUUCCCCGGAGCAGAUUCGUUAGAUGAACUUUGGGAACUGCUGCUAUCUGGCAAAUCAAUGGCCGAACCAGCCCCCGUUGAAAGAAUACAGUUACCUACAACAGGCGAGUACGCGAAUACAAAAUGGUGGGGCAAUUUCCUUCGCGACCCUGAUGCCUUCGAUCAUAAAUUCUUCAAGAAGUCUCAGCGAGAGGCCAUCGCCUGGGAUCCUCAGCAACGGAUCCUGCUCGAGGUUGUCUACGAAGCCCUAGAGUCCGCAGGAUACUUCCGCGCCGGCGUCAAGUCAGAGCUGGAUGACUACGGAUGCUACAUCGGUGCUGUCAUGAACAACUACUACGACAACAUGUCUUCCCAGCCUACAACAGCCUACGCCACCGUCGGAACUUCACGCUGCUUUAUCAGCGGCUGUGUUAGUCAUUUCUUCGGCUGGACUGGACCUUCCCUAACAAUCGACACGGCGUGCUCAUCCUCCCUCGUCGCGAUUAACACCGCCUGCAGAGCAAUAUGGUCUGGUGAGUGCUCCCAGGCCGUGGCAGGGGGCACGAAUGUGAUCACCAGUCCAUUCGAUUAUCGGAACCUCAAAGCCGCCGGGUUCCUUAGUCCUAGUGGACAGUGCAAGCCUUUUGAUUCUGAGGCAGAUGGGUACUGUCGUGGAGAGGGGGUUAGUGCGAUUGUUCUUAAGCCGCUGGAUGCUGCGUUGCAGGAGAAGGAUCAUAUCUUCGGCGUCAUUGUGGGCUCUGCAGCGAACCAGAAUCUGAAUUUGAGCCACAUUACCGUGCCUCACUCGGGAUCGCAGGUUAAGCUUUAUCAGAAUGUCAUGAGCCAGGCUGGGGUUCACCCACACUCAGUGACGUACGUUGAGGCUCACGGAACUGGCACCGGCGUGGGCGACCCAGUUGAGUGUAACAGCAUUGCUGAAGCAUUCGGCGGCGCUUCAAGAGAUAGCAUACUCCGCUUCGGCUCUAUCAAGGGUAAUAUUGGGCACACUGAAGCUACAGCCGGUAUUGCCGGGCUCGUCAAAGUCCUACUUAUGAUGGAGCAUGGAAAGAUCCCUCAGCAAGCCAGCCACAGGCAGCUAAAUCCGAAAAUUGCCUCAUUUUCAAACGCGCGAAUGGAAAUCCCGCGGAGUUUGCUGCCUUGGGAUGCCCCAUUCUUCCUGGCUUGUGUAAACAGUUACGGUGCUGCUGGAAGUAAUGCAGCUGUUAUGGUUCGUCAGGGGCCAUCCUCUAUGAUUAACCCGAUUGACGAUCUCGGUCAUUCCCCGAUUGGAACGAGAUAUCCUGUGUUUAUUUCUGCGGGCUCUUCGAGUAGUGCUCUUGCGUACUCAGAGAAACUUUAUACUUGGCUGGGAACGCUUGGAUCUGAGGCCCAGAUCUCUGAUGUGGUGUUCAAUAUAGCUGAUAGAGCAAACCACUCGCUCUCGCAUUUCAUUUCGACGAGUGUCGCCAGCAUCCGCGAGCUCAAGGACAAGCUGGCUACUCUCACGGUGACAGAGGUCCUACCGGGUCCGAAACCUAUAGUCCUUGUUUUUGGGGGCCAGGAAAGCGAGUCAAUCGGGCUGUCUGAACGACUCUACCAGUCUUCAACGUUGCUUCGAUACUACCUUGACGCUUGUAACGAGAUCUUGAUCUCUUCUGGCUUUGAGAGCAUAUACCCUGCAAUAUUCUCAAAGAAUCCAGUUGGGAACCUGACCACUCUGCACUCUGCGCUGUUUGCCAUCCAAUAUGCUUCUUCAAAAGCUUGGACUGACAGCGGGCUCAAGGUAAAUGCAGUCGUUGGCCACAGUUUCGGCCAACUCACAGCCCUUUGCGUCUCAGGUGUGCUAUCGCUCGCCGAUGCUCUCAAACUUAUAUGUGGAAGGGCGUCAAUCAUGGCGAAACAGUGGGGUCCCGAACCAGGAUCCAUGCUCUUCCUCCAAACGGAUAAGCAAACCGUUUUCAAACUUCUCAGUUCAGUCCACGGGAACGUCGAGAUUGCCUGCUAUAAUGGACCAAACAGCCAUGUCGUCGUUGGCUCUGCCAAGGAAAUCGACACCCUAGAGACCUUCCUCUCAGAGAACCCGUCCUUUGGAGGAGGCUCGAUUCGUACAAAAAGACUUCAGGUCACGAAUGGGUUUCACUCAAGAUUUACAGAGCCCUUGCUACCGCAUCUUACGGCUCUAUCCAGAGAAUUAAACUGGCAGCAACCUAGCAUACAUCUUGAGCUCUGCACUGAAAGUGCGGAGAGUCCCGAUCCCCGGUUACUGGCAAGUCAUACAAGACGCUCGGUCUUCUUUCAGCAGGCAAUUGAGAGGCUUGAAAAGAAGUUCCCUAAGAGUACAUACCUCGAGGUUGGGAGAGGGUCGUCCGUGAUUCAGCUUGCCAAGGGCUGUGUGGCAGAAAGCCACGAACAUUUGUUCUUAUCCCCUCAGCUCAUGACAGCUAAUGCGCUGACUUCACUGGCGGAUACCACCGUUGACCUAUGGAAGGCAGGUUAUGCCGCACAGUACUGGCUUUUCCAUCGCUCUCAAAAGCUAUCACACCAAUUUCUUCGCCUUCCAUCAUAUCAGUUUGGGAAGACUCGCCACUGGCUAGGGUUCAUCACUGGGAGAGGCGAGAAAGGAAUAGUGUCAGAGCCUAGGUCUGAGCGUACACCUGUGACUUAUGAGCUCCUUAACUUCUUGCGAUUUAACGACGACAACAAGAUCAGUGCGGUAUUUCGUAUCGCGCCUCAGAGCGAUCGGUUCCAGUCCAUGCUAAAGGGUCACGUUAUGGGAGGUCAGUCUCUAGCACCAGCCUCAUUGUACUUCGAGGUCGUUUCUCGUGCUGCGUUGUUUCUCCAGUCAGAUAAUUCAGUCACUACUUGGGUACCAGCUGUGCAGGACCUCGUAAUGAAUUCACCGAUUGGCCUUGACACGAAUAAGGAGCUCCUUCUGACUUUGCAACGAACGGAUGAUCCGCAACCUUCUUGGUCAUUCUCGGUUACUACUCAACUACCUCCGAGUCAGACUGGCCGUGUCAGUGCACCAUUUGAGUCAUCCACUGGACGGGUGUAUCUCCAAAGGCGUGAUGACUCCAAAGCUGCCCAGUUGUUCAAACGCCUCGAAACUCUCACCGGGAUUGGCCGCUGCGAGGCGAUAAUGAAUCAUCCGGAUGCCGAAACAAUGGAAGGAAAACAUAUCUACCGCGCUUUCAACCACAUCGUGCACUACGCCGAAAACUUCCGCGGAAUCAAGAAAGUCGCGUGUCUGCGUCUGGAAGCCGCUGGGAAGGUGACGAUCGACGUCGACCCGAGCGAUCCAGUUGACCAGCGCGUCUGCGAUACCCCCAUGACAGACAGCUUUAUGCAAUUCGCUGGAUUCCUGGUGAACUACUUCAACAAUGACAGUCUAGAGGAUGUCCUAGUGUGUUCGAAGAUCUCGCAUAUUGAGAUCGGGGGGAACUUCGAUCCGGAUGCGAAGGAGUGGAUCGUCUAUUCUAAUAUGAGUCAAGGAGGGGAGAGUGAUGCCUCUGCUGAUGUGUAUAUCUUUGAGGCAAAGAGCAAGCAGAUGGUUAUGGCAGCUUUUGGGUUCCGGUUUUCGAAGAUGUCGCAGGCAUUGUUAAUGAGGAUGUUGAAGGGCGUGAACAGAUCCGCGGCUGCUGAAACAUCUAGUAAGCCUGCCAGUUAUCAGAAGUCGGACACAAUUUUGGCUAAGGAACUGGAGCUCCCGAUCGAAGUCUCCCCGUCAUCCAAGCCUUCCAAGGCUGCCAAGAAGCAGCCUAGUAAGCGAGCAGAACUCUUCCAGAUCUUGCACAGUGUUACGGACGUACCUUUGGAGGAUAUGAAAGAUGAAUCGUCUCUGGAAGAUCUUGGAAUCGACUCUCUCAUGGCUACAGAAGUCAUGAACGACAUUCGAGCGACUCUUGGUCUUACAAUUGACCUGGCUAGCUUCCUGUUCUGCCCAGACCUCAAGAGCCUCGUGGGCUAUGUUGAUUCAAAGUUCAACGGCGUCGAUGAGAGCCCCGAGGAAUCCAGCGGCGAAGAAUGGGCCCUAGUCGGUACGUCUACAGAUUGCUCCACGGUGGCUACCCCAGCAGAGUUGAUCGACGAAGAGCUGGCUCCAACUGAGGCAGAACGGAUUCUUAAAUCUGAAGAGUGUGAAAGGAGGAUUCCAUCCAUCAAUUCCGCCCGUGAUUCAUUUAAAGAUAUUCAAUUCGCGUACGAUCAACUCGCGGAGGGGGCAUUGGCUGCCAAUUUUUGGACUGAAGCGUACCCGCAUCAGAGACGGCUCGUUCUUGCAUAUGUGGUUGAAGCAUUCGCGAAGCUCGGGUGUGAUCUCGCGAGACUGAGCCCUGGUGAUGCUGUACCUGUGGUGCCUGCUCUGCAUAGACACAAGAAGCUAGUGCUUCAGUAUCACCGUGUGCUUGAGGAUGGAGAAUUGAUCCGCGCUACGGAAGAUGGCAUCGUUCGAACAGAUGUAUCGGUCAAUCUAACACCCGCUCAAGACAUAUAUCAGCAGACGGUCGACCUCUGGCCGCAACACAAGGUCGUGACGCAGCUUGUGAAGGUUAUUGGAGCAAAACUCGCUGAAUGUCUCAGUGGGGAUAUCGAUGGUCUUCAGUUGAUAUUCGGAGACAGAGCGAACAAGCUACUUCUGGAGGAUAUGUACGAGAAAUGGCCUCUUCUUCAAAUCCCAACAUUACUCCUAGGAGAGUUUCUCAAAACCGCUUUCUCCAACUCGACUGGAGGUGGGAAAUUUCGAAUUCUUGAGAUUGGGGCCGGAACUGGGGGUACGACGAAGCACAUCAUCAAGUACCUUAGAAGUCACGGGAUUCCCUUCGAGUAUGUCUUCACUGACAUCUCAAUGUCGCUAGUUUCAGCUGCGAAGAAGAAGUUCAAGGAUGCCAGGGAAAUGUCCUUCGAGGUUUUGGAUAUCGAGAAAGCCCCAAAACGUGAAUAUGAGAAUACUUUCCAUAUGAUCAUUGCUACGAAUUGUGUUCAUGCAACAAGGAGCUUGAACCAAUCCCUAGUGACCCUUAACAAAAUGGUCCGCGAGGAUGGUGCCGUUGCGCUUGUUGAGAUCACACGAAACAUGUUCUGGCUUGAUAUUGUUGUUGGAUUGUUCGAGGGAUGGUGGCUAUUUGAAGAUAACCGCACGCAUGCUUUGGUGAAUGAGAAACAUUGGGAAAAGGAGAUGAAGGCAGCUGGGUUUAAGGAAGUUCUGUGGACGGAUGGAGAAUCGCUCGAGUCAAAGACCGUCCGCGUGAUUGCUGCUUUCAAAUCACCCCCCGUCGAGACCAAAAAGCCUACGGUGAAGGCAGCUGUUGAAACAGUUGUAUACAAGACUAUUGGUGACACGAAGAUCCAUGCUGAUGUGUACUACCCCCUUAACCCCGUUUCAACAGACAAAAAACUGCCAGUCGCCCUGAUGAUACACGGAGGUAGCCAUAUCAUCUUCUCCCGCAAAGACAUUCGACCAGCUCAGACUCGUCUCUUGCUAGAUAAGGGGUUUCUCCCGGUGAGCUUGGAUCAUCGGCUCUGUCCCGAAGUCAGACUUGUCGAUGGACCUAUGGUCGACAUUUGCGAUGCACUUGAUUGGGCGAGAAACAAACUGCCGUAUAUCACACUCCCAAAUGAGGGGGUCCGGAUUGAUGGUGAGAGAGUUGUCGUCGUGGGAUGGUCGUCUGGGGGACAAUUGGCAAUGUCAUUGGCCUGGACAGCUCCGCAAAGGGGGUUGAGGCCACCAGAGGCAAUCUUGGCAUUUUACUGCCCGACGAACUAUGAAGAUGAGUGGUGGAGAAAUCCCAUCCAGCCUAUCGGCGCAGAAGAUCGGAGAGAGAAAUACGAUCUGUUAGAAGCAAUCCAAGAUCAGCCCAUCACCAACUACGGUGUCGUCGGUGCCUGGGAACCACUAUCGGACCCCCGCAUCCGCACCGACCCUCGAUGUCGCAUCGUUCUGCACAUCAACUGGAAAGCUCAAACACUCCCCAUCAUCAUCGGCGGCCUCCCCAGCAAAAAGAACAGCGCAGGCUAUAACAUCCGCGACUGGGACGCUCUCCCGGAGCCUUCUUUAGAUGAAAUUGUCCGAGUCAGUCCACGCGCCCAGAUCUUGCGGGGCAAAUAUCGUACGCCCACAUUCUUCAUUCAUGGAACGAAUGAUGAUUUGAUCCCUUGGCAACAGUCUCAAGGUACGUAUGAUGCACUUCUGGACGUAGGAGUCCCUGCUGGUUUGGCUUUGGUUGAGGGGGCUCCGCAUAUUUGCGAUCUUAGCAGUAAUCCCGAGUCAGAGGGCUGGAAGGCGGCGAUUCAGGGGUAUGAGUUUAUUAGUAACUAUGUGUGA
Molecule: messenger RNA, 7521 nt
Organism: Penicillium hordei
Lineage: Eukaryota; Fungi; Ascomycota; Eurotiomycetes; Eurotiales; Aspergillaceae
Product: Acyl transferase/acyl hydrolase/lysophospholipase
Exons: 6
Coding region: 1-7521 (2506 amino acids)
Biological process (GO): secondary metabolite biosynthetic process; fatty acid biosynthetic process
Molecular function (GO): fatty acid synthase activity; phosphopantetheine binding; 3-oxoacyl-[acyl-carrier-protein] synthase activity
Source: RefSeq, a predicted model, not a curated record